AGAGGGGGAAAAAAAAAAAAAAAAGGAAGGAAAAGCAUAAUAAUUUUGAACCCAGAAGCACUGCCAAUCCAUGUUUUCUUGUCAAUUUGUAGCAUCUCCAUCAUCAUCAUCAGCGCCAACGCUCGCUAGUUCAUUUCUAUGGAGCAUCAGAAAACCCCUUCCACCAAUCUUCCUUUCUUGUCCUUCUUCUUCUUCGUCUUCCACUUUCCUUCGCUUUUCUUCCUCGCUCCCUCAGCAGCCUCUCAGGUGUGCCGUUCUUGGUGCUGGCUUUGCUGGGCUUUCUGUUGCUUGGCAUUUGUUGCAGCACGGCUCCAGGGAUUUGCCUUUGUUAGUUGACAUAUAUGAUGAAGUUGGUAUCGGUGGGGGUGCAUCAGGAGUGGCUGGUGGACUUCUCCACCCGUAUUCUCCUAAAGUUAAGCUUCUCUGGCGAGCUGAGGAGUGCUGGAAUGAGAGUUUAAAGCUCAUACGCAUUGCAGAGCGUGCUAAACAGUCCAAGGUGCUGAACACAGGAAGACAAGAAGCUGUUCACAGUAUGAAUUUUUCUAUUAUCAGGAGACGAGGGAUCCUGAGACCAGCUGUCAGUUUAAAGAACAUAAACAUAAUGGACCAUAAUGCUGAGAACUGCCUUGCCAGUUGCAGAAUAGAGUCAAUGGACAAGCAUGCUGCAGAAAACCUUGUGCCUGGUUUGUCUGUGCCACUCAAUGUGGCCUUUCAUAUGCCUGAAGCUUUAAAUGUUCACUCUCAGUACUAUCUUGAGGCACUUUACUUAGCUUGUCAAAAUUCAGUCGCAGAAAUGUUGAAUCUUGGUGUUGCGCCUAGAGAACUGAAUUUCUACAAGACAUCUGUUGGCAGUCUCCUUGAAUUUGCAGGGGAGUAUAAUGCUGUGGUCAUUUGUCUUGGUGCCAGAGCAGCUUUUCUGCCAGAGUUUUCUGGAAUACUUCCCUUGAGAACAUGUAGAGGUGUUGUUACACACAUGCAGCUUUCUGAUAAUUUCAGAGAAGAAUAUCCGCAGCAUAGUCCCUCAAUCCUCUCAGAUGCCUGGAUUGCUGUACAGGGUCCUCGAGAUCUGUAUUUGGGCUCAACAUGGGAAUGGAGGUCUGCAAAUUACUCAAGGAAUGUCCCAACUGUAGAAGCUUCUGAAGCCUUAGAAGAACUUCUAUUAAAGGGAUCUGUUAUAUAUCCUGCUAUAAGCAACUGGACAGUCAGAGAAGCAGUUGCAGGACUAAGGGCAAUGCCACCACUCACCCCUCAUGGAUCGUUGCCAAUUCUGGGUUGCGUAGAUAAUGUCACAGGUCGAAAUCAUGCUUGUAAAUAUUGGGUAUUUACCGGGCUUGGUUCAAGGGGCUUGUUCUAUCAUGCGUGGCUUGGUAAAUUGAUGGCACAAGCCGUACUUUCACGUAGUGAACAUUCAAUCCCUUCAGAGUUGCUUCUUUGGAAGCAAAAGAUGAAGCAAUAACAUACAGAGGAUGUCUUCAGUCUAAACUAUUUCAACUGAAUAUAUUGUAAAGAGGACAUUUCUGUCCGAGCAACUGCUUUCAGCUAAUGCCUGGGGUUUGGAUUUUCCCCAUAUUACGGGAGCAAAGGCUAUUCAAAACACUAAAGCAUGAGUCUUGAGCGUAAAAUGAUAAUGACAAUAAUAUCUGCUUCCACUUCUGAAUGAA
Molecule: messenger RNA, 1661 nt
Organism: Coffea arabica (coffee)
Lineage: Eukaryota; Viridiplantae; Streptophyta; Magnoliopsida; Gentianales; Rubiaceae
Cellular component (GO): cytoplasm
Source: RefSeq, a predicted model, not a curated record